GGUAAUACGCAACCUGGCGGUCUUCCUCCACUUGGUGGUCCCGGUGGUGAUGAUAGGAACAAAGAGGAUAAGGAUAAAGAUAAGAAAAAGAAAUGGGAACCACCACUUCCCACUCGUGUUGGUAAAAAAAAAAGAAGAGGCCCAGACGCAACGUCUAAAUUGCCUGCCGUCUUUCCUACAACGCGGUGUCGACUGAAACUUUUAAAAAUGGAACGUAUAAAAGAUUAUUUAUUGAUGGAGGAAGAGUUUGUUCAAAAUCAAGAGAGAUUAAAACCACAAGAAGAAAAGGCACAAGAAGAAAGAACCCGGGUGGAUGAUUUACGUGGUUCUCCAAUGGGUGUGGGCUCUCUGGAAGAAAUCAUUGACGAUGAUCAUGCAAUAGUUUCUUCUUCUACGGGACCGGAAUAUUAUGUCAGCAUUUUAUCUUUUGUGGAUAAAGAUUUGUUGGAACCAGGAUGUUCAAUUUUGUUACAUCAUAAAGCUAUGUCUGUUGUUGGUGUACUUCAAGAUGAUACUGAUCCAAUGGUUAGUGUUAUGAAACUUGAGAAAGCACCUACAGAAUCAUAUGCAGAUAUUGGUGGUUUAGAACAACAAAUUCAAGAAAUCAAAGAAUCUGUAGAAUUACCCCUAACACAUCCAGAACUUUAUGAAGAAAUGGGCAUUAAACCUCCAAAAGGUGUUAUCCUAUAUGGAGUCCCAGGAACAGGUAAAACACUUUUGGCUAAAGCCGUGGCGAAUCAAACAUCUGCAACUUUCUUGCGCGUUGUGGGUUCAGAAUUGAUCCAAAAAUAUCUUGGAGAUGGUCCAAAACUUGUACGCGAAUUAUUUCGUGUUGCUGAAGAACAUGCGCCUUCCAUUGUAUUUAUUGAUGAAAUUGAUGCUAUUGGAACUAAACGAUAUGAUUCCAAUUCAGGUGGCGAAAGAGAAAUUCAAAGAACUAUGUUAGAGCUUCUAAAUCAGUUAGACGGGUUUGAUUCUAGAGGAGAUGUCAAGGUAAUCAUGGCAACAAAUCGUAUUGAAUCAUUAGACCCUGCUCUGAUUCGCCCGGGACGUAUUGACCGAAAGAUAGAAUUUCCACUUCCAGACGUAAAAACGAAACGUCGUAUUUUUAAUAUUCAUACGGGAAGAAUGACAUUAUCUGAAGAUGUGGAUCUUGAGGAAUUUGUAAUGUCUAAAGAUGAUUUGAGUGGUGCUGAUAUUAAGGCUAUUUGUACUGAGGCAGGUUUGCUUGCUCUACGGGAACGUCGCAUGAAAGUAAUCGCUGAAGAUUUUAGGAAAGCGCGUGAAAAAGUUCUUUAUCGCAAGACUGAAGGUACACCCGAAGGACUAUACCUCUAG
This is a messenger RNA of Racocetra persica, 1338 nucleotides long. NCBI's taxonomy places the organism in Eukaryota, Fungi, Glomeromycota, Glomeromycetes, Diversisporales, Gigasporaceae. The record is from the annotation of a GenBank genome assembly.